GGAAAGUUAAAGAUUCAUUCUUAGGAAUCAAAAUUGUUUUUUUAUUAAUAUAUUAAUAUUUAAUACCAAAACACACACCAAAAAGUUAAAAAGCUGACCAAAAAGAAUUGUAUGUUGCUUCUUGCUGAAACAAUGGAUUGGAAUGACCAAAAAAGCUUAACAUUACCUCUUCAAGCAACCAAUCUCAAUGCUACAAUUACCACUCUCCCUAACAAAGAAGAAACCAAAUAGAAAGAGCUUCUUCAAUGGUGAAAGAGAUUGUGGAAAACCUCUGGAAUGGUGAUAGUGAAGCUCAAAUUCAAGCAGCAAUGAAACUUAGUAGAUUGUGCAAUAAGCAAAAGCACAAUUUAGCAGAAAGUGGAGUUAUGGUUCCUCUGGUUUCCAUGCUUCAUUCUGAAAACUGUGAAACCAUAGAAGCUGCUCUUUAUGCUCUUCUUAGCCUCUCCUUUGGCAGUGAAAGAAACAAGAUUCAAAUCGUCAGGUAUGGAGCAUUGCCAAUUUUGCUGAAUCUCCUCCAUUGUGAAAGCCAGACAAUGGUACAAUUGUCCAUAGCAGCCAUGUUAACACUUUCUUCUUGCAAAUCAAAUAAGGUAGCAAUAGCUUCCUCUGGUGCCAUUCAAUUUUUGGUUGAAUUUAUCAAUAGUAGUAGUAGUAGCAGCACUCACACUGAAUCUCAACUAGAUGUUAUAGCUACUCUCCAUAACCUCACAACCUGCCAAGAGAUUAUUCCAUUGGUUGUAUCUUCAGGUGUUAUACUCUCAUUACUUGAACUUACCCACAACUCAGUAAAAUUAUCUCCAUUGGUUGAAAAAGCAGUAGGGUUGCUAGAAAAUAUUGUUUCUUCAUCAGAGGGUGGACUUUGUGAGGUUGCUAAUACUAGCGGAGCGAUUCGGAUAAUGGUUGAGACUAUUGAAGAUGGAUCUUCACUAGGCAAAGAGCAUGCAGUUGGUAUACUUCUCCUUAUAUGUCGAAGUUGUAGAGAAAAAUAUAGAGUACUGAUUUUGACAGAGGGAGUGAUGCCAGGAUUGCUUCAGUUAAGUGUCGAUGGAACGCGGAGAGCCAAAUCCAUGGCUAGAGAAUUGUUGUUGCUUCUAAGAGACUGCUCUAGUUAUAGCUCGAGACAGAAACAAAUUAACCGUGAGCUUGUAGAACAGAUAAUGGAAGAAAUUGAUGCAGGAGAGAAAUUGGCUGAUACCACUUUGAGAUUGGUAGAGGAAAUGAUUGCAAAGCUCAAUACAUAAUCUUUCAAGUAAAUAAGGUUUCUGAAAUAGGUUAAGUUCAUAAUUUAUUCAUGUAUCUCUUGGUUCUUUCUAAUUUUUUUAGAAUUAAUUAUGUUUUUGAUAAUGAUGACUUCUAGUUUAGGACUCAACUAUAAGGAAGGUAUUGAAGUGAGACAAUGUAGAAUUGUUAAAAUUUCUAAGUACAUAAGAUUGGUUCAGAAUCUUCUGGUUUGAUUCAUGUUAGAUUUUGAUGAUGUCAUUUGACUGCAUUGUUGUUUACAAACAUUAAAAUGCUUGAAACUAAUAAGAAUUUUAGAUUUGAUGUUAA
Molecule: messenger RNA, 1548 nt
Organism: Cicer arietinum (chickpea)
Lineage: Eukaryota; Viridiplantae; Streptophyta; Magnoliopsida; Fabales; Fabaceae
Product: U-box domain-containing protein 45
Molecular function (GO): protein binding
Source: RefSeq, a predicted model, not a curated record